AUGUCUCAGGGACCGUGGCGGCCGCACCGCCCCAGCACCCUGCUCAUCCCCAGGGCACGGGGAGGCCGAGCACAGCGCGCCGUGUACCUGCUCCUGGCUGUGUGUGCCGCAGCGCUGUACCUCGCCGGGGAGCCCCUCAUGGACACCGCCCGCAGCCUCACCUUCCACUUUCUGGCCCUGCAGAUUGGGGUGCUGCUCAAGGGCACCUGCUACCUGGCGGAGGAGAUCUUCCACCUCCAGUCCAGGCACCGCGGCAGCUUCUGGAGGGCACUGAGUGCCUGCUUCCCACUGCGCUGGCAUGGGCCUGCACUGCUCCUUGCGCUGCUCCUCUGCGCCUCGGCCUACGUGGCUCUUCUCGAUGAAGACAGGCAGAAGCUUGGCCUCCACCUUGGCCUGGCCGCCCUGUGCCAGCUCCUAAGCCUCACCCUGGGGCUCCACGAGCCCUCAGCAGUGGAAGUGUCCGAGAUGUCCGAGAGGUCCAAGCAGAACGUUGCCCAUGGACUUGCCUGGUCUUAUUAUGUUGGGUACCUAAAAAUAGUCCUGCCACGGCUGCCAAAGUCAAUGGAGGAAUUCAGUAGAGCCAACCCCAGUGUGCUGUCAUGCAAGGAGACCUGGAAGCUCCACAUCUUGGUCCCUCUGAGCUGUGAUGUCUGUGAUGACCUGGAGAAAGCUGACAGCAAUAUCCAGUACCUGACAGACCUCACUGAAACCACUCUGACCCGUGCUGGCACCAAAAACAGGGUCUACAAACACAGCCUCUAUGCCAUCAGGGAUGAAGAUAACAAGCUCUGGCACUGUGCAGUGGAAUAUGCCACCCCGCUGCAGUCCCUCUACGCCAUGUCCCAGGAUGAGUGUGCUGCCUUCAGCCGGGAGGACCGCCUAGAGCAGGCCAAGCUUUUCUACAGGACCUUGGAGGAGAUCCUGAAAGGCUCCAAGGAGUGCGCGGGUACCUACCGACUCAUUGCAUAUGAGGAGUCAGGAGAAGCAGAGCCCCACUUCUUGUCCAGGGAGAUACUGUGGCACCUCCAGCAGCAGCACUGUGAGGAGUACCCAGUGCAGGAGGAGAACCACACACACACCCCAUCCACCACCCUCAACUCAGCAGACCUCAGCCUCCACAUCAGCAGCUCCGACCUGCCACAGCCUCUGCGAAGUGAUGGCUUCUAA
Messenger RNA from Nestor notabilis (Kea), 1167 nucleotides. It is a transcript of the gene STING1, whose product is annotated as transmembrane protein 173. Lineage: Eukaryota; Metazoa; Chordata; Aves; Psittaciformes; Psittacidae. Gene Ontology annotation, biological process: reticulophagy; autophagosome assembly; positive regulation of macroautophagy. The annotation marks the transcript as partial. Gene Ontology annotation, cellular component: autophagosome; endoplasmic reticulum membrane. The transcript has 6 exons. Gene Ontology annotation, molecular function: 2',3'-cyclic GMP-AMP binding; cyclic-di-GMP binding. The record is from RefSeq and is a predicted model, not a curated record.